Messenger RNA from Fulmarus glacialis (Northern fulmar), 1179 nucleotides. RefSeq names its product muscular LMNA-interacting protein (gene MLIP). Bases 1 to 1179 code for a protein of 392 amino acids. Lineage: Eukaryota; Metazoa; Chordata; Aves; Procellariiformes; Procellariidae. Gene Ontology annotation, molecular function: transcription corepressor activity; lamin binding. Gene Ontology annotation, biological process: negative regulation of transcription by RNA polymerase II. The record is from RefSeq and is a predicted model, not a curated record. The transcript is spliced from 8 exons. Gene Ontology annotation, cellular component: nuclear envelope; sarcolemma; PML body.
AUGGGAAAUCUACUGAUGGACAUCAGCUGCUCCUCAUGGGACUCUAUUAAGUGGCUUCCCAAGUCUCCUAAACUGUACAGUGGCCAUAACUGGAGUUCCCAGGGCUCUCGCUGGGCCUCGUUGAAAGGAAAGGAAAGUUUUCACGGUGGUAACCUGUACAAAUUCAGUUCUGCUAAUGGAAAAUGGAGGGAAGGAAGGAUCAGUCCCGAGCAAGAAGCGGAGGAGCUGGAGGAUCCUGAUGAUGAACCUAUUUCCAAGUUUUCCGGCAGCCUUUUUGAUACCGACGAUAACAUGAGAGAUCAAAGAAAUACCAGAACAGCUCUUCAAGAAAAGCACAAGUCGGCAAUGAAAGGGAAGACUCCUCCAGGGACUAACACUAAGGUGCAGCCACCCAUCUCGGCAGCAGGCAGCUUCCCCGGCGAGAGCGGCCGGAUCCCGGAGGAACUGAGGGCGGUGGAUGCGCCACAGCCCCCGCUGAAGGGGAUGAUGACUGCACGGCUGCCGAAAGAUGGUCCAGCAGACUUGGCUGGGGUACAAGCAGGAGACAGAGUGGCAGAGGUCACGUCUCAAGAAUCUGGAACCAAACCAUUGACAUUCACAUUCAUACCAUCCAUUGGAAGACUUCCAACCCAUUUUGAGGUUGUAGAUGUCUCUAAGUUCCUUGUGACCAUUCCAGAUGAGCCAAAGGAUCUGAGCAAUCAAGAAAUUACAAAUAAGUCUAACGCAGUCUCUGAUGAGCUGGCCUUAAAGAGCGGGGCCAGACAAGACUGUGUGUCCGCCGUCUGUACAGACAGCACCCGAACAGCUUUCCAGUCCCACGAGUGUAACUCGAGCAAAGGAGAAAUGCAGGAGAAUGACCUUUUCAAGGCUGAGUUUAUCCUGAUUACGGACUCCGGUGAUGAAGAUGAAGUAGCCGCUGCCUCGAACAACGUUCAUCGGCCUUCCAAUGGCUACGGUCCCAUCAGCGCUCAGCUGCUGGCCACCUCCCACAUUUCCCCUGGCACCGGGGCAGGGAAACCUCCUGGCGAUGGGCACGUUCCAGGUGCUGCGCUUUCCCACAGCGCUGCUGAUCCGCAAAAACAUCAGCAGUACAAGAUCAAGACAAGCUACAAGGCAUUUGCAGCAAUCCCUACAAACACAUUACUUAUGGAACAGAAGAACAUAAGCUCUGGAAACUGA